GCCAGGCGUCCUCAUAGGAGUGACAUCGUCUUUAAACCCCGCGUGGCAAUCCCUGACGCACCGCCGUGAUGCCCAGGGAAGACAGGGCAACCUGGAAGUCCAACUACUUCCUCAAGAUCAUCCAACUUUUGGAUGACUACCCAAAAUGCUUCAUUGUGGACGCAGACAAUGUGGGCUCCAAGCAGAUGCAGCAGAUCCGCAUGUCCCUCCGAGGGAAGGCCGUGGUGCUGAUGGGCAAAAACACCAUGAUGCGCAAGGCCAUCAGGGGCCACCUGGAGAAUAACCCAGCUCUGGAGAAACUGCUGCCUCACAUCCGGGGGAAUGUGGGUUUCGUGUUNACCAAGGAGGACCUCACUGAGAUUCGGGAUAUGCUGCUGGCCAAUAAGGUUCCAGCUGCUGCUCGCGCUGGUGCCAUUGCCCCGUGUGAGGUCACUGUCCCAGCUCAGAACACUGGUCUGGGGCCCGAGAAGACCUCCUUCUUCCAGGCUUUGGGCAUCACCACCAAAAUCUCCAGAGGCACCAUUGAAAUUCUGAGUGAUGUGCAGCUGAUAAAGACUGGAGACAAGGUGGGAGCCAGCGAGGCCACACUGCUGAACAUGCUGAACAUCUCCCCCUUCUCCUUCGGGCUGAUCAUCCAGCAGGUGUUUGACAAUGGCAGCAUUUAUAACCCAGAAGUGCUGGACAUCANAGAGCAGGCCCUGCACUCCCGCUUCCUGGAGGGUGUCCGCAAUGUGGCCAGCGUGUGUCUGCAGAUNGGNUACCCGACUGUAGCCUCCGUGCCGCACUCCAUCAUCAAUGGGUACAAGCGUGUCCUGGCUUUGUCUGUGGAGACUGAGUACACCUUCCCACUUGCUGAAAAGGUCAAGGCCUUCCUGGCUGAUCCAUCUGCAUUUGCGGCUGCUGCCCCUGCAGCUGCUGCCACCACUGCUGCCCCUGCGGCUGCUGCAGCCCCUGCCAAGGCUGAAGCAAAGGAAGAGUCGGAGGAAUCAGAUGAGGAUAUGGGAUUCGGUCUCUUCGACUAAUCCCCUCAACGCAACCAAGUCAGCCUGCUUAAUUUGAGAAAGAUGGAAAUAAAGGCUUACUUCU
Molecule: messenger RNA, 1086 nt
Organism: Mus pahari (shrew mouse)
Lineage: Eukaryota; Metazoa; Chordata; Mammalia; Rodentia; Muridae
Product: 60S acidic ribosomal protein P0
Exons: 1
Coding region: 69-1022 (317 amino acids)
Biological process (GO): ribosomal large subunit assembly; ribosome biogenesis; cytoplasmic translation
Cellular component (GO): cytosolic large ribosomal subunit
Molecular function (GO): structural constituent of ribosome; large ribosomal subunit rRNA binding
Source: RefSeq, a predicted model, not a curated record